AUGAGGAUCACAAGAAAUCAGAGCAGUGCAUCUGAGUUCAUCCUCCUGGGACUCCCCAUCCACCCGGAGGACCAAGGCAUGUACUCUGCCCUGUUCCUGGUCAUGUACCUGACCACAGUGCUGGGGAACUUGCUCAUCAUCCUGCUCAUCAGGCUGGACUCUCACCUCCAUACCCCCAUGUACUUCUUCCUCAGCCACUUGGCCUUCACAGACAUCUCUUUCUCAUCAGUCACAGCUCCAAAGACGCUCAUGAAUAUGCUGACACACAGUCAGUCUAUCUCAUAUACUGCGUGCAUUUCCCAGGUGUAUUUUUUCUUGAUGUUUGGGGCUAUUGACAACUUCCUUCUGACCUCCAUGGCCUACGACAGGUAUGUCGCCAUCUGCCAUCCUCUCUACUAUAUGAGAAUCAUGAGUCAGAGUAUUUGUAUGUUAUUAGUCAUUACAUCCUGGUUCUUAUCCUGUGCUGCUACCUUUGUGCAUACCAUUCUUCUAGCUCGUCUCUCUUUCUUUAAAGGCAAUACUCUCCACCACUUCUUCUGUGAUCUCUCUGCUUUAAUUAAGCUCUCUAGCUCGGACACCUCUAUCAAUGAGCUGGUCAUCCUCACUCUGGGAUCACUGGUCAUUGCUGUGCCAUUCAUAUGCAUCCUGGUCUCUUACGUCUGCAUUGGGGCCACCAUCCUGAGAACUCCCUCAAUCAAAGGAAUCCGUAAAGCAUUGUCUACAUGUGGUUCUCACCUCUCUGUGGUUUCUCUCUAUUAUGGAACCAUUAUAGGGCAAUAUUUAGUUCCCUCAUCUAAGAACACUAAUGACAAGGAUGUCAUUGUGGCUGUGCUAUACACUCUGGUCACACCCAUGCUGAAUCCCUUUAUUUACAGCCUGAGGAAUCAGGAUAUGAAAGGAGUGCUAAGAAAUAUACUCAUCAAGAGAAUGUAUUCAAAAUGA
Molecule: messenger RNA, 942 nt
Organism: Myodes glareolus (Bank vole)
Lineage: Eukaryota; Metazoa; Chordata; Mammalia; Rodentia; Cricetidae
Product: olfactory receptor 1J21-like
Biological process (GO): G protein-coupled receptor signaling pathway
Cellular component (GO): membrane
Molecular function (GO): olfactory receptor activity; G protein-coupled receptor activity
Source: RefSeq, a predicted model, not a curated record